UCUGUCGUCCCAGUAUGCUCUUAGCUACAGCUAACGAUUGACGAGGAAGUGUUUACAAGGUAUUAGUGGGGAGUCAUAAGGCAGCCUAUACACACGUGCCUAAAAGGAAGACGAAAAAAAAAAAAAGAGAAAUGUUUUCCGAAUUGUAUUUUCAUUUCUGGAAGUUGCAGUAAGGACACACCCUUACUGUCGAAAAAAAGAAAAACAGUUUCGGGACAAGCUAAGCAUUCAUGAAAUCUAUUUUGAUUUCGUGUUCCACAAGUUUUUCUAUGGUCGUUUUUGGAAGAUUGGGCAGACGGUCAAGAAUUUCGGAUUACAAAUUUUCUUUCUACGUAGCCGUGCAACAAUGUUACCCAACGCUGGUUUGAUGACUUUGAUGGUGGCAUGGGUAGGGCAGUCGUGGGGUCUCUUCCUUCCAUCUGGCAACGGUGCCAGUCGCUACAGACAAGCCCAGUCGCCGCCAUCCCAGUCAGUCUCGCAGUCGAAUGACAUCAACCAGAACUGGCAUCAGGAAGUCCCCGAUUAUUUUUUUAAAAGUGUGCUGGACUACCCCCUUGAAUCACAAGCCCAAUUACUCCAAGAUUAUCAAGACUCAGAAGUAACGCCUGGACUCUUCCAGGGAGAUAUGGCCGGAUUAGGCCCUGAGCUCCUGGCUCACACGCGCGUUGGGCUUAAAUGGGAUGUGUUCCCCGAGAGAAAAUGGGAAAACGGCACCGUCCCCUACGUCAUCAGUUCCCUCUAUCUUCCUAACGAGAGGACGGUCAUAGAGAGAGCCAUUUCAACCCUAAACUUCAUGACUUGCAUCAAUUUCGUUCCGUGGGACGGGAAAGCCGAAGAUUACCUCCUUAUUUGGCCGGUCGAACAGCCAGCCGGAUGCUGGUCUUACGUGGGGAAACGAGGAGGGCAACAGAUCCUCUCCCUGAGACAACCAGAUGCCAGGUCUCUCAGGUGCUUCGGUAGCGUUGGGAAGCCCAUCCACGAGUUUCUUCAUGCCCUUGGGGUCUUCCACGAGCAAGCUCGCUCUGACAGAGACGAACAUGUCACUGUUGUCAGAGAAAAUGUUCUCCAAGAUUACCUCCACAAUUUCAACAAGCAAAGCGACAUUAAUACAACGUUCACUUUCGACUAUGAUUACGAUUCUGUAAUGCAUUACGGAAGCCACUUUUUCAGUUACUCUCGCGACAAACCGACGAUUGUGCCGAAAGUGAAGGGGGUCAAAAUUGGCCAGAGAGUGAUGCUCAGCAAGACGGACUGCCUGAAGGUGAACCACCUCUACGACUGUCUAGAUGACAGGAAUCCUUACCAGAGGGAUAAAUACACGACCAUCUGUCGAAUAUUGGGGUUAUAAGACCUCAUCCUCUUCUCCAAUAUCUUGCGGAUUCUCUGUUUCGUAUUUACUGUGAACAAGAGAUCAGUUGUAUGAAUGCAUUGACUGUGAUGUCAACGUCUUUUGUUGUUAUCAUCGUAUUCAGUAUCAUCAUCGUUACCAUCAUCAUUAUCAUCAUCAUAAUCGACGCAGUCGUUCUCAUCGACAUGGUGCUCCUUUUGUCUGUUCCUCACUUUUCUUUCUUUCUAAUUUAUUUGUUCCUUCGUCUCGGUUUCUUUCCCUUCUCGGAGCUGCACCGCAGGUAGCAAUGCAAGGUAAACUACUUCUAAAUUCUUCCCUCUCUCUCUCUCUCUCUCUCUCUCUCUCUCUCUCUCUUUCUCUCUCUCUCUCAUAAUCUUGAUAUCUCCACUGUACUCUGGAGCUAAGAUCAAAAUCAAAGUGGCUUUUUAAAUCCAGUUUCUCCAAGUUCAUUUCCGCCUUCGGCCUUAUCCGAAAUUGUAAGGAUUUGACCUCGAAUCAGAGUAUUAAAGACUAAAAGUAAUAAAAAAAAAAAAACUUUGUAAACACAAAGACAAACAGAAUUCCAGGGCACACCUCUGGUUGCCUCUACUAUUCUCUUUCAGGAGCACAGGAAAGUGAUUCCUUACAACACCUCUACGAAAUCUAUGAAGAAGGUUUUGAGAACAUAUGCCGAAAGAUUUCUAAAACAGAACUGAAAUGUCUGCACAACUGGAUGAAUAAGACAUUUUUAAUGUUCAGGUGAUAUUGGACAAUCAGAAGGAAGUCGGUUUUCAUUCAGCUUUGUCAAAGACGACGAGUGAUAAAGAACCUGACACAGAUCGCUGCAAUGUACUAAAGAAAUAGAAAGCAAGGAAAGUCAGUUUUAAUGUCGAAGAGGAAAAACUGAUAUUAUGAACCUUUUUUAUAUUUACUCCUUUUGCGUCAGUAACUUUGCAAAGUGUUUUAUUCAUUGGAAAAAUUUAGCAAAUAGUUAUUCAAGAUUCUCAUGCCGAUUUUUAAGCGAUAUUUGUCCAGCCGACCCUAUUUUGAUUACAUUUAAAUUUAGAUAAAGUUACACUGCUAGAUAGGCAUACAAAAUCUGCCAGUGCUAACUAAAAUAAUGACAUACUCGACAGCGGGAGCAUAGACUGGAGAAUGCACAAAACGGAAUUUCGUCUAAAACGAGUAACUCGUUUCAAGGUAAGAGGACACCAACAAGUACUCUUUACUCAACAUUCGCGAAUUUCUCUCACCGAUGGUACUACUUAUUUCUUUCACUUCAUUCCGGAGGAGCAGGAGCAGUCAUCACCUCAUUUGUCAUCACUGUCCU
Molecule: messenger RNA, 2657 nt
Organism: Macrobrachium nipponense
Lineage: Eukaryota; Metazoa; Arthropoda; Malacostraca; Decapoda; Palaemonidae
Product: hatching enzyme 1.2-like
Exons: 9
Coding region: 347-1348 (333 amino acids)
Biological process (GO): proteolysis
Molecular function (GO): metalloendopeptidase activity; zinc ion binding
Source: RefSeq, a predicted model, not a curated record